Hyla sarda is the source of this 2170-nucleotide messenger RNA. RefSeq names its product biogenesis of lysosomal organelles complex 1 subunit 5 (gene BLOC1S5). Gene Ontology annotation, cellular component: BLOC-1 complex; transport vesicle. The transcript has 6 exons. The coding region runs from base 148 to 705 and encodes 185 amino acids. Lineage: Eukaryota; Metazoa; Chordata; Amphibia; Anura; Hylidae. The record is from RefSeq and is a predicted model, not a curated record.
AGUUACAGUCUCAGUCAGUGUCCAAUCAGAAGCCUCGUUACAGUGGAGUGCCGAGCCUGGAGUAAAUAGGAAGGAUAGCGGAUGGCUUUAGAUAGUAUGGAGCAGACUCAUGUGACAUAGAGAGCGCUCGCCAUACUACUACCGGAGAUGAGCGGCCUCUCACCGGCUAGAGCCGCCGCCACUGUCCCGCUCGUACCGAGCCCUAAGCGGGAGAACGGCUACAGUGUGGGCCAGGCGACCCAGCUCAUCAUCAAGGAUGUUGGAGAGAUUCAUUCGAGACUGUUAGAUCACCGUCCGAUCAUUCAGGGGGAAACCCGCUACUUCAUCAAGGAGUUUGAGGAAAAACGUGGACAUAGAGAGUUGAGAGUUCUUGAAAAUGUUAAAAACAGCGUAUCUGAAAUUAACGAUCAAGUUCUUCCAAAAUCUACAGAUGUAAUGCAAGAUCAGCUUGGACUGGUGCUGAAAUCAUUGGAAACUGCCAAUCACGCCAUCCAUAGGCUCCAGCAGCAAGAGCAGGAGACUGAAAAGAGUAACACAGCAACAAAAAUUAGACAUGAGAAGCUUCGCUCGCAGUGGGAGACAUUCAUGAAGGAACAGGAGCAGAGACGUUUGGCGAUAGACGAGGAGCACAAUAAAGCUGUAUCGCGUCUAAAGGAGCAGUAUGCACAGAUGAACAGAGAACUCUCAAAAAUGGCCUCCUUUUAAAAAUAACCCGAUGCACAUGAUAAAAUAUCCAUGCUUGCCAUUCUGUUAUGUUACAAAAGAACAGUGGUAAGCUUCAAUUACCUCACAUAUCAAGUGCCUAAGGAAGAAUCUUGUAUAAGAUAUAGAAUCUUGUAUCUAGAAUCUUGUAUAAGAUCUAGAACAAAUAGGGCAGUGUAGAAAAUUCAUCGUCAUAUAGGCUGGCAUUUAUCAUUGUAGGUGUAAGUGAAGCAUUUAUCAUUGUAGGUGUAAGUGAAGCAUUUUUCUACACUUUUUUUUUUUUUUGUGUGCUGGUAAUGUGUAGGAGCACCGCAUUUAUUAAAGGGGUAGUUCAGUGGUGAAAAACUUAUCUUCUAUCCUAAGGAUAGGGGAUAAGUUUCAGAUCGCGGGGGUCAGACCGCUGGGCCUCCCCGCGUUCUCCUGUACGGGGCCCCCGGCUCGCUUGCCAGAUAGCGCAUGUUGACUUUUUUUGCGCCUUUUCUAGACACAAAAACUGUCUAAAGACUGAUAAAUGUCGGCCAUAAUGUUAUUUUUAUUAUUUUUUGAUUGACUUUUGGUUUGCUGGUCUUUUCCUUGUGCUUACCUCUAAAUUUGUGUCACUUUUGUAUUGAAUCUGUUUUUAUGCAAGCAAUGUUGUAUACUGAACAAAUAUCACUGUGUAUUUGAGCAAUAUCCAGCUCCUACUUUUACCUCUGAAAUUAUUCAGCAAUAAAAGAAUGAGGAACAGCAAGAAGCAAGCAAAGAGAACAUAGAAGUCCUUUAUUGUUUCUGUCCUUGGGGGGGAUUUAUACAUUUUUUUGUUUUUUUUGUUUACUUUGUCUAAUUUGCAUAUUUUUUUGUGCAUUUUUUUUUUUAAACUGACCUUAUAACUGAUUUCUGAAGACUUGUCUUUUUAGGCCAUCUGAAGACUUGUCUAUGUGGUCAUUUCAUUUAUCAUAGACCACCUUCAGUGCUGCUCUAGAAACUUGGUUUACAAAUAUCUGAUCUGACCGGGGUGAAAACCUGAUGCAUACAUCCAAUGGAUACCUAUGGUGGAUGCUGCUUAGUGGUAUCUGUAAUACACAGGGGUUCAUGGUUUUAAAAAAAAAAAAAGAGCACUAUUGACAUGCCUGGCCUCCAUCCGGUAAAUGGUCCAUCCUAUUAAUCCAUUUAACAAAUGCUCUCAGCCCUAUUCUGAUGCUUGUGUUCAGCACUGUCCAGCAGACUUCUGGUGGAGAGCUGGCACCAAGGCAAAAACUAGAAAGCCAUGGCUUACAAAUCAAACCUCCAUGUCCCCUUAGUAAUCCCGCAGGGCACCCACAUUCUGGCUUAGAAACGGUGCUCCCAAGAACAAGGAGCACCAUCUGAGUUAGUGGAAAGAUCAGAACCAAUGGAACAAAAUAUUAUUUUACUAAAAGUCCGUUUGGAAUAAACUUAGUAGAUGUGGUUGGUAGAUCGAUAACAACAUGCUAUAUCUACCAUACAAUCA